Molecule: messenger RNA, 2588 nt
Organism: Hylaeus volcanicus
Lineage: Eukaryota; Metazoa; Arthropoda; Insecta; Hymenoptera; Colletidae
Exons: 17
Coding region: 129-1805 (558 amino acids)
Biological process (GO): FAD biosynthetic process
Molecular function (GO): FMN adenylyltransferase activity
Source: RefSeq, a predicted model, not a curated record
AGAAAGAAAAUAUCUAACUGGAUAAUACAGAAAAAUAAAAAAAAGAUUUAUUUUUCAAAGUAGAACAAUCAUGGGUUUUCAUUAAAUUUAAGAUUAAAUUUUUCUAAAUUACUAUAUCUUCGUCUCUUAUGACAAGUUCGUUUUUUCGUCGUCGCUAUGGCUCCUGCUGUAACACAGGUAAGGUCGAGGAUAUUGUGAACACAGCAAUAUCUUGUAAUGCCGACGUAUCACAAAAGAGUAGAACAAAAAACCUUCCAGCUGGGUGUCAAGGAAGUGACUUAUCGUUGUCAGACCGUUCUACAUCAGAUGAGUCAUUUCGAGACACUCGCAAGUCAGCUCAACACAGUUUUGGCAUUUUUCUCAAUCCUGAAAAGAUAUGGUUACCAAGUAAAACAGUAAGCCUUUUAUCCGACAACUCAAAGCUCGAAGAUUCCAUUCCCGUUUCGCCGUACUUUCGUUCAAGCGAACUUGUUAAUGUGAAAAAUCCUGAUGAACAAGAGAAAGAGCGAUUGACGCACACUCAAGACGAUUCUCAUAAAUAUAAAUCACCUACAGAGUCAACAAGUACAACUCUUGUGAAUGAUAGGCUAAAAUUAGGGUUAAAACAAGAGGAAGCACCAGUGGUGGACAGCUCUCUUGAUAAAACAUUGGAGGAACCGGACGUUUUAAAAAAAAUGUAUCCUGAAAUCUAUGAGACAGUUCAUUUACAAUUUCACCAUCAAGUGGAGACACUUCAAAUGAAUUUGAAUCAGGAAAUACAAAAGCGUCAGAAAGCAGAAAUAUUUGCGUCUAUACGUCAAAAACAAUAUCAAGAAAUUUUACAACAUAUGACAGUCUGUGAAGAAAUUUUAAAUUGGUUUAAAGAACGUUAUCCGAAUCAUUUGAAUCUUGAUGAAUUUAAAAGUAAAUCUGCUGAUCAACUUAUUUAUAAUGAAAAAGAGUUAUUUCGAAUGCAAAAAAUAAUCGAAAAUAUGACAUUUGAAAAAGAACUAUUUCAAAAAAUCUUGAUACAAAAAGAUAAAGAAUUAGUAGCUUUGAAAAAUAUGGAUCCUACUUUCAAAUCACUUUCUGUUUUUGAAUUAACUACAAAAGCCGUUUCACUGUUACAAGAGAGUAAGCAAUCGGAGCAAAUUAUCAGCAACAAUACGGCGCAAUUGGAGGAUGCCAAAGAGAAAAUAAAUGAAUUACAGGAAGCGAUUAAUAAGCUAAAGGAGCAAUUGGAUAAAACGCGAACAGAAAAAACAUCCGCAUUAUCAUUACUAGAAAAAUGUAACAUACGGUUAGGAAACCUAGAAGUAGAAUUAGAAGAAAGAAAAAUACAAGAGAAUAUAAGCAAGAAGGAAGAUGCUGUUGUGUCAAAUCGUCAAACAGAGCAAUACUUACGUUUAGUAGACGAACUCGACAUAGCAACGGAACAAUUGGCUAAAUUUCGAGACGAACUUGCGUAUCGAGAUAAAUUAAUUGUUACAUUAAAAUCGGAAAUUGUAAGACAGUCGAUAUAUAAUCAAAAUGCUGAAGCCCGAAUUUUAUACUUGUCGAAAUGCGUUCCAAAACCAGCGAAUCUUCAACAUUCAAAAAAAGCGUCGUUUUUUGAUAAUCCCACUCACCGUUUAGCUACUUGUAAUAAAUCGAUAUCAGUUUUGUCUUCUCGUAAAAGCCACUGUUAUAAUUCUCACGUUUCGACGUCACCAAGAGUUAACGCACAUAAUGCUACGAAUCACACAGAUUCUAAAAACCUUCGUUCCACGUCUACUCUAAUGUGCCCUACCCAAUCCUCUUUAAAAAAACGUGUUUCGUUUUAUUGAUAUUUAUCUAGUUAACAUUUUUUUUAAAACAGCUUUGUUACAAUAAUUUCUAUUUUCCUUAUCAUAAUAUAUAUAACACUUUUUUUUAAGGCUACCACAUUAAGUAUAUACAUUUGCUCUUAAUGUUGUGACAAGUAACACGUAAAAAGAAAGAUAGGUUUAACUUAACAGGCUCUUGGUCUUUUGUCAAGUAAUCUUUACAAAAAAAAAACAUUUAACAAGGCAUCAGGAGAUGAAAUCUGAUAAUGAAAUUAUAAAUUAUUGUGAGGAAAAAUUUUUUAAAAUGGAUUGGUCAAGACAGAUUUAUCUUGACUCCUUAAAGCUCUACGAUACUAUUUUUUCUCUACAAAAUCAUCAAGACUCUAAGACAUUAUGGGCUUUAUACUAUGUAGUUGAAAAAUCAAUUAAAAUUUUACGUAAAACGUUAAGGUGUGUAAUCCCUUAAUUACAAUGAUAUCAACAUGACGCAUAUAAUUUAGGCUGUACUCAUUAGAAAAAACAAUUGUUGCAUUUAAUGGUGGAAAGGAUUCCGUUGUGGUUUUACACCUUUUUCUUGCAUGUUACGCAGCCGCCUUUCGUGCAAAUUUACAAUGUUUGUCAUGUCGAUUGUUUCCAUUUUUUUUUAAACUUCUUUUUAACGUUGCAAUAAAGCCCAAACAGAUAUAAAACUUCCGCUUCAGCCCACUAUAGUAUUUUUUCAAUCCGCACAUGAAUUUGAUAAUGUUCUUUCUUUUGUUACUCAAACAGCAAAAGACUUGGACUGCGAUUUCAGAUGUUAUCCUG